Molecule: messenger RNA, 1914 nt
Organism: Oncorhynchus mykiss (rainbow trout)
Lineage: Eukaryota; Metazoa; Chordata; Actinopteri; Salmoniformes; Salmonidae
Product: caspase-2
Biological process (GO): proteolysis; regulation of apoptotic process
Molecular function (GO): cysteine-type endopeptidase activity
Source: RefSeq, a predicted model, not a curated record
UUCGAACUGCAUUGGCUGUAAUUCAACACAAUGAAUUUAGACCACUACCAUUUCCACACAUUGCAGAGGCGCGGAAGUUGGUUUCGUAGGCAGAAUGUUGGGGGAAUGCGGUAUGCUGGAACGAGACAGAAGGGGGCUUCGGAAAUGCUCUGUGACUCUCUGCAAAGAGAUGGUGGUGGACGAGCUGUUCAUUCAGUCCCUGCAGACAGACGACAUUCUCACCGACAGCAUGGCAGAAAGCAUCCUGGUGGAGCCGACCUCCCACAAGCGGAGCUGGCGUCUGCUGUCCCUGCUCCCCAAGCGUGGUCCCAGAGCCUUCAGCAGCUUCUGCUCAGCACUGAGAGACACAGAGCAGCAGCACCUAUGUGCCCUGCUCACAGAGUCACCAGAGAGGGAUGGAGAGAGACAGUGUCCCCAGACAGCUAAGGCGAAAGACAGGGCUGAGGAGGUGAUAUCCACAGCAUACCCAAUCCAAGCUUCAGACCGCAACGCCCCAUUCACAAAGACCCCAGUCAAAGACAGUGAGGAAGAGGGGGAUGAAGAGAAAGAGAGAUAUGUGGACUCUCCCCUCCCACUUCCCACCCAGGAGGGGAUUGUUCCAGCCAAGAGAGCCAGAACACAAGAGUCAAUGGAGAUGUGUCUGGAUGCAGACAGUCCCAUCACCAGCUCUGUUCUUCCCUGUACACCAGACUUCUACUUAAAACACUGCCAACAGUCCUAUAGUAUGGUGUCCAGUCCUCGUGGCCUGGCCUUGGUGAUCAGUAACGUCUCCUUUGACCCCUGUGCUGCUCCUGACCUGGACUCCAGGAAGGGAGGGGAGGUGGACGAGGAGGUCCUCAGGAAGGUGUUCACUGAGCUGGACUACAUAGUCACCGUCCGGAGAGACCUCACAGCUCCGGGCAUGCGGGAGUGCAUUGAGCAGUUUGGCAGACGGCAGCAGCACCAGACCGUAUCCAGCUGUGUGGUGUGUCUGCUGUCCCAUGGAGUAGAGGGGGCUAUCUACGGCACAGACGGACAGCUACUGGAGUUGGACUGGGUGUUUGAGGCAUUUGACAAUGCCCACUGUCCUCUACUGCAGAAUAAACCCAAGAUGUUCUUCAUCCAGGCCUGCAGAGGAGAGGAGAUGGACUGUGGGGUGGAGCAGUCAGACGGGCCAGAGAGGACCCAGUCUCCUGGCUGUGAACAGAGGGAUGCAGGGAGGGAGGGAGAGGGAGAUGGAGACACCAGGCAGACGGAGGAGAGAGGCAGGCUCAGAGUCAAACUGCCCCAGCGCUCUGACAUGAUCUGCGGCUUCGCCUCCCUCAAAGGCACUGCAGCCAUGAGGAACACCAAGAGAGGAUCCUGGUUCAUCCAAGAGGUCAACUCAGCACUCCGCUUCAGAGCCAGAGACACACACCUAUCAGACAUACUGGUGCAGGUGAAUGGUCGUAUUAAAGACAGAGAAGGCUAUGCUCCUGGCACCCCCCACCAUCGCUGUAAGGAGAUGUCUGAAUUCACCAGCUCCCUCUGCAAAGACCUCUACCUGUUCCCCAAGUACCACCCUCAGUACUGACACGCACACAUGCUGUUACACACACUCACAGAGGAUUAAUGAAUUCACAUUUGCUGUGCAAAUUCUCUCACAGACAAACUCUUGGAAAGAAAAAAGGACCGAGUUGUUGUAAAUCUAUGUGCUUGGUAAUGGGCAUGAAGUAUACAUGACUGGUAUGCAGCUGAUGUGUGUACCUACCUAUCAGCUAGGCUUGCUAUAUGUGUAUCUGUGCCAGUUAGAAAUGGGAUUGAAAUGUUCUAGGAAACAUUUUUAGCUCGUUAACACACCAGAAUAUAUUUAAAUGUAUCGCUUUUAAUUUCUUACUAAACAGCAACUUUUGGGUUUGAAGUUUAUUCUUUUUAUAAACAUGUAUUUUGUAUGCA